UGAUGUAGAUCUGUCAGUGUAGAGGUAGAAGUAUAGCAUUAGCAUUGAAAAUGAAAUCACUACUCAAGCAGUGAUUUUUUCUGGUCCGUAUGUUGUCAUGUGUCUUUCAAUACUAAACGUAUUCAGAGAUAUACGGUGGAUUUGGGGAGAGACUGACAGCCGUCAAGUCAGGAAGGAGUGAAAAUUUCAGAUCUACUCUGCUCUUCAAAUGGUAAUCAUAAAAUAAGGCAUUGCAGUUCUGUUGGGAGACGCAGUUUAAGUAGGGCAGUAAGACGAACCAUGUAAUAUAAGCCUUCACUUUCUGUAACGGUAAAUUACUGAAAAUUGUCAACCGUUUGGAUAUAUAGUUAAAUGACGGAACUGUUGAAGAGUGUUUCAUUGUUUCCUCUCGGAUAUUAAGUCAAAGGACACGAAAUAAAACAGGGGAGCAUUCAAGUUCCAAGGUCCCUCGGUAUAAACAAGAACUUGUAACAAAGCAAAUCACUUUAAUUUAUCUUUCUCCAGACUGAGAGAGGCCAAUGUACUAUCGUUCAAAAACAUAUAUGGUUGCACUUAUGCUGCGAAAAGAGGUAGGAUUUGUCAAGCGUCCCGCUUACGCAUAACAACGUUAACGUCCCAAACGUUUCCGAUCGUUAACGCCCCCCAAUCGAGAGCAACAAUUUAACCUUUAAUAUACAAGCGAAAACGAGUGUGCUCGGAUCUCUCGAAUUUAGAUCAAUGGCAGGUUCAACUAUGUUGCGAUCAGUUACACGGUUCCUGUCCUCUCCUGCAAAGAAUAAUGUCAGGAACAAGGGAAUAAGCUGGCCUUCCCGAAGCAGGAAAACCACAGUUGGUGGAAAGGCUGCAUUCCUGAUUGCUUUGCCUCCCCUGUCUUAUCUUGGAUACAAUGCAUACAGGAGGGCGCAUUGUCUAACUGUGGUCCAUGCUCUUGAUGAAGCUGAGGAGGUAGUGGAGAAAGCAGACUAUCUGUACAGUUGUGGAGAAACAGAGAAACUUCACCAGCUUCUGGUACAGUAUAAGAACAGUGAUGAUGCGGAGUUUCUGUGGAGACUGGCUCGUGCUUCCAGGGACCUGUCCCUGAUGUCCCAUAUUAAACCUGAGGAGAAAAAGAAACUGGCAUACGAAGCUUUGGAGUAUGCCACAAAGGCACUGGAGAAAAAUGAAGCCUGCUUUGCAGCACACAAAUGGUAUGCAGUGUGCCUCAGUGAUGUUGGAGACUAUGAGGGGAUAAAAGUUAAAAUAGGAAAUUCCUAUAUCAUUAAGGAUCAUUUAGAGCGAGCUAUUGAGCUGAAUCCAAAAGAUGCAACAUCUAUCCACAUUCUGGGUUAUUGGUGUUUUGCCUUUGCAGAGUUGCCAUGGUACCAGCGUAAAGUUGCAGCAAUGAUCUUUGCUUCACCUCCUACAGCCACUUAUGAAGAGGCUUUGGCGUUUUUCCUGAAAGCCGAGGAAGUUGAUCCAAACUUCUACAGCAAGAACUUGCUGAUGUUGGGAAAGACCUACAUGAUGCUUAAGGACCAGGAGAAAGCAAUUUUGUGGUUGAGAAAAGCAAAAGACUACCCUGCCCACACAGAUGAAGACAAGCAGGUGCAUAAAGAGGCAGCUGAUCUUCUGAAGAAACUAAAAGGUUGAAGAACUGGACACAAGAAUAACCAGGAUAGAGAAGGGGUGCGAGUGUUUGCUGAAACUCCAGUGCCUUAACUAAUGUUUAUUUCUGGUGCCGUGUGUAAAUUUAACCUUGAAAAUGGGCACAAUAAGUAACAGUCUAUUCCAACUAAUCCGUAAUGGAUUUCAGAUAUGCUAUGUUUUACUUAAUGUUUACAAAUGCAAUGAAGCGUAAAUCAUUUUAAUUACUACUUAAUGUCUGUAUGGUGUGUUGGAAUAAAAAGUAAGGUUGAUAUUUUGAUGUUCCAAAUAUUGGCCGUGACAGAAA
This is a messenger RNA of Chanos chanos (milkfish), 1930 nucleotides long. It is a transcript of the gene rmdn1, whose product is annotated as regulator of microtubule dynamics 1. The transcript has 10 exons. Gene Ontology annotation, cellular component: spindle microtubule; mitotic spindle pole; cytoplasm. Gene Ontology annotation, molecular function: microtubule binding. The coding region runs from base 718 to 1629 and encodes 303 amino acids. Lineage: Eukaryota; Metazoa; Chordata; Actinopteri; Gonorynchiformes; Chanidae. The record is from RefSeq and is a predicted model, not a curated record.